Molecule: messenger RNA, 2010 nt
Organism: Humulus lupulus (European hop)
Lineage: Eukaryota; Viridiplantae; Streptophyta; Magnoliopsida; Rosales; Cannabaceae
Product: aspartic proteinase-like
Exons: 14
Coding region: 155-1696 (513 amino acids)
Biological process (GO): proteolysis; lipid metabolic process
Molecular function (GO): aspartic-type endopeptidase activity
Source: RefSeq, a predicted model, not a curated record
CGCACAGAACGGGCUUUUGGAUACGGUAGAUAGAUACUUAUCUUUGCCCCCCCUACGCACGCUUCUUCCCUUGCAAAUAUAAAUAUCUUUGUCAACAGCUUCUCUCUCAUUUCCAUCCUUCUUCAGCUAUUGUGCAAUUGAACAAGUUAAGAAUAUGGGAACCGAACUGAGGUCGGUGGCUGCAACUCUAUUUCUAUGCCUGCUAUUGUUUCCUUUGGUGUUUUCUGCAUCCAAUGAUGGCUUGGUCAGAAUUGGGCUUAAGAAGAGGAAUCUUGAGCGGAAUAGCCAAGUUGCUUCCCAGAUUGACACCAAAGAAGGCAAGGCUUUGAAGGCAUCUAUUCGAAAUUAUCGUCUUCAUGGGAACCUCGGUGAUCCUGAGGACAUUGAUAUUAUUGAAUUGAAGAAUUACAUGGAUGCCCAGUAUUUUGGUGAGAUUGGUAUUGGUUCACCACCCCAGAAGUUUACUGUGAUUUUUGACACUGGUAGUUCUAAUUUGUGGGUUCCUUCUUCUAAGUGUUAUUUCUCGGUGGCUUGCUAUUUACAUUCGAAGUACAAAUCACGCAGUUCAAGUACCUAUAAGAAGAAUGGUAAAUCUGCUGCUAUCCAGUAUGGAACUGGGGCUAUAUCAGGCUUCUUCAGUGAAGACAAUGUGAAAGUUGGUGAUCUUGUGGUUAAAGAUCAGGAAUUUAUUGAGGCAACAAAAGAACCAGGCAUUACAUUUGUGUUAGCCAAGUUUGAUGGUAUACUUGGACUUGGGUUUCAAGAGAUUUCAGUUGGAAAUGCUGUACCAGUGUGGUACAACAUGGUCAAUCAAGGUCUUGUUAAGGAACCAGUUUUCUCAUUUUGGUUUAACCGCAAUGCCGAUGAAGAAGAAGGUGGUGAAAUUGUCUUUGGUGGAGUUGAUCCAAAUCAUUACAAGGGUGAGCACACUUAUGUUCCUGUUACCCGGAAAGGCUACUGGCAGUUUGAUAUGGGUGAUGUUUUGAUUGAUGGUCAAUCAACUGGGUUCUGUGCUGGUGGUUGCUCCGCAAUUGCUGAUUCUGGAACCUCCUUACUGGCUGGUCCCACGAGUAUUAUUACAGAGCUGAAUCAUGCCAUUGGAGCUUCUGGGGUUGUAAGUGAAGAAUGCAAGGCCAUAGUUGCACAAUAUGGAGAAACUAUAAUCGAGAGUUUGACAAAGGAUCACCCCGAAAGAGUGUGCUCUCAAAUUGGUUUAUGUUCUUUUGAUGGGAUUCGUGAUGUGAGCAUGGGAAUUGAGAGUGUUGUGGAUGAGAACGUUGGCAAGGCAUCUGGUGCUGUGCAUGGUGCAAUGUGCUCUGCUUGUGAAUUGGCAGUUGUAUGGAUGCAAAACCAGCUUAAGCAGAACCAAACACAGGAGCAAAUUCUUAACUAUGUGAAUCAGCUGUGCGAACGGCUGCCUAGCCCUAUGGGAGAAUCAGCAGUCGACUGUGAAAGUUUGUCUUCAAUGCCUAAUGUUACAUUUACCAUUGGUGGGAAGAAAUUUGACCUUGCCCCUGAGCAGUACGUCCUCAAAAUUGCUCAGGGAGAUGUAGCUCAGUGCAUUAGUGGAUUUUCAGCUUUAGAUGUGCCACCCCCUCGUGGACCUCUCUGGAUCCUAGGGGAUGUGUUCAUGGGUCGCUACCACUCCGUGUUCGACUAUGGCAACAUGAGAAUCGGAUUUGCAGAAGCUGCAUAAAUAUUAAUCUAAGUGCAUGCUUUCAUUUUGGACUCCUUUGCCUGUUUGUAUGUUCUUCUGCUAACUCCCCUUUUCUCUGGAGUUACAUAAUAAUCUCAUUCUACGGUACUUAAAAGUGUGCUAAUAUAUGACAAAUAUAUGUAAAUAUUAGCCGAGUUUAUGAAUUUCAUGUUGGCCAUCCGUUAUUGCUUUUACUAUGGAUGGAGGAAUUUGGAUCGUUUUAGUUAUUGAUCCAUGUAUUUACAGCAGUGUAUUGGUAUUUGGAGCUCAAUUUUCUGGUAUAUUUCAAUGUGUAGAUUCCAUUUCUUUUUUUC